AUGAAGGCACAGAAAUAAACUUCAAUCAACAAUAAGUCAAACAAAAAGGUGCCUCAGUAGGUGAAGCUUUUAGCUUCUCCGCCCACGAAGUUCUCACUGUACUAGACUCCUAGAACACGUUCAUUAAGCAAGUCUAAGAAAAUGGUGUCACCCAAAGUCUCAAUAGAGUAGAAAAUAAAUAAGGAAUACUACUCUCAAGUGCAAAAGCAAUAGCAACAGUAACUAAAGCAUCAAUCACAGUAAAAGAUGCAUAGCUAAUCUCUAAACUAAGUCACUCCCCAGAGAAGCUCAUUCGCUCAUCCAGCUUAGGUUAGAGUUAAUUUGGAGACCAGCCCUAAUUAAGAUACUGAAGAAGAUCAAGAACAAGAUAUUGUUAAUUUGGAGAUUAAAAUAAGAUAAGAGAGGAUUUAAACAGCCAAUGAUUUAAUGGAUGAUGAAAAAGAUCGCCGAGUAUAAGAGCUACAGGGUAAUAACGUCAAUAAUAAGUUGAAGAAGAUGAUCAUUCAGAAGACUCAUCAGUUUAUUAUUGAGGAAAUCGAGUAGAUUGCUUAAAAUUCAGUUGACAAUAGCAUAAAUAGCGCAACUGCAGUAAAGUACGCUAAUUAGGAUAUGGAUGGAUCAAGGAAUAAUAUGUCUAACUCAAAUUACAACAACGGAGCAACUGGAAAUGUUUAGCUCUUUGAUAAAAACUAGAAUAAUGAGAAUUAAAAAACACCAAGUCGAUAGAGAACUAAGUCUGGAAGCCAAAGCAAGCAAAAUCUGGAGGAUAAGAUUCAAAGAUUUGAAGAUUUAAACAGAUUAGCAUUUUUCAAGUCUUACCUAGAUCACGUUAAAUAGAUCAAAAUAGCUCAAAAUUAAUGCUCUUUCAAGCUAGACAAUACAGCAUCUCUAGCUAAACUUCAUAGAGAAACUUGUGAAGAUUAAGAGCAAGAAAGGUGCCCACCAGUUGAAAUGCUUCAAAGUAAAUGCGAUGAAUCUCCUCUAAGUUCAUAAUAGAAAUAAUUCUUAUUUCCUAUGACUGACGAAGUUAUUAAGGAAUAAGAAUAAGAGUCAGUCAAGAUUGAAAUUCAAGAGGUUCAAAAAUAGUAAUAGUAGUAUUAAGAAGUUUAAGCUGUCAGAGAAAGCGUUUAAUCAGCUAAGCUGAAGAAUAUUGUUUAAAAAGAAGCCCAAAUCAAACUUCAAUCUUAAAAAUCAACUAAGGUAUCAGAAAAAAGGAAAAAUACUUAGAAUUCAUACUAAACCAUUCAGAAUGAUAGUCUUGGUUCUAAAUCAGUUUAUCAGACUACUGAGAAGCCUAAGCAUCAAAAGGAGACAAGUUAAACAAGACCAAAUUUAAUGAGUCCUAUUAGAGCUUCAUAGAAUUCUCAAUUGAACGAAAAUCAGAGUAAUUACAAGAGAAAACUAAUUACUACCUAUCAAUCUAAAACUAUUCACUCUACUAGCUGCACACCAAAGAAUUAGGAUAAUUUAAUCAUAUAGAACCAUAACUCAUUGAGCCAAAAGAGAGAUGAUAUAAUUUAGAAUCUCAAAUCACUUCACAAUACCAAUUAAGUACUCUCCUAGGAUAAGGUAGCUAAUCAUUCCUUUAGAAAAAGAAAUUCUAUGUCAAAUAUUUCUUAAUAAGAAAAUUCCCAUAACCAGAGUGAGAAUCAUAAGAGCAUUUAGAGUAUAGAGUAAGUGGUUAACAUCAUUAACGUUGAUCCUAACACGAAUGAUAUCACAUUAAAUGGUUAGGAAAUGAACUAAUUAGUAAAUAAUAGAGUAGAGAUCACUGGAGAUCGAGGAGACAUCACUUUGAAUAAACCAGUUUUCUACACUAACAGCGAUCACAAUGAAAUAUCUAAAUUAAAAAUUUCAGAGAGAGAUGUGGAAUCUGAGGAUUCGUCUAAUAUGCACGAUUUAGUUUAGGAAUUAAAUUCUUUAAGUCAUGAGAUUCAUAAUCAUUUAAGAAAUUCUGAAUCUACCUAAAAAUAGGGUGAUAGCAACAGAAAUUAAAAUCAAAUGCAUCAAGAAAUAUCACAUCAAUAGGAUUAUCAGAAUUUGAUUGAUAAAACUUGUGAGAUUUUACUCUAAAGAUUUUAAGAGAUGGUCGACAAGCAUCAAGAUUUAAGAUAAUUGGUAUAAGAUGCUCAUGCGUAAACCUUAGGUAAUAAUAGCACAGCUUAGAUGAAUAUUCAAGCACCAAAUAUUGAUAAUGCAAACUAAAACGAUAAAUUUAGAGUUAAAAAGAGCAUGAUUAUUGAUGAAAGUGAUUAAGAAACUACUGAAAACUAAGAAACAUAAAAAUCUGGAGGAACAAACUAAUAGUUAUUUUCCAAUAAUUUCUCUGAAAACUCUUAUCAUAAAUCUUAGUGUGAAUAAAAAUACGAACUUAAAUCUCCAAAUCCUCAAAAUAGGAAUAACAGAUAAAAUAAUUUGUCUAGACACAGAUCAUAGGCUGCUUUAGAGGAUGAGGAUGAAGACUUAGUGGAACAAAAAGAAUUAUAGAGUAAAUAGCAAAGUUUAUAUAGCUCUAACGAGAAGAGAUCUCUAUUGCAAUCUGCAAAAUCAUAAUCAAGUCCUAAAACCCAGUAAAAUAAUGCAAAAGAAUUAAAUAAUAGAUUCUCAAACCCCAAGACUUUGUACAGAAACACUAAUGGAUAUGAUAUCUUCAAUGAUGACUUAAAAAUUGUAGUGGAAGCCUCUAAGGAUGACUGUAACAUGUAUAACAUGCUUGUUUCAGAAUUCGAAUAAAGUCUUAAGCCAAUAAAUGUGAAACUUCUCUAGAUAUUUAGAGGAAAGAGAAACCCUGAUUAAUAUGAAGUCAAACAAGGUUAAGCUCUACUCAUGUUACUUAGUGGUGUAGAUCUCAACAUUAUGAUUACUAAUGAUAAAUGCAAUGUAGUCUAGAAAACAUGGAGAAACUUCUAAGACUACCUAAGUAGUGUUGGCCUUAUCAAAAGUCUUGGAGUAAUAGUACAGUCUAAUCCAGAGAACUAGGGAAAUCAAAUAGUUCAAAAUUUCCUUUAAUCAGCCUAUUAAUUUGCUUAUUAUAUUUACUCCUUGCUCGAUAGUGGUCUCAUUCAAACUAAAUCGCCAAACUAAGGAGAUAAGAAAAGAGCAGCAAGUAAGUCUCAGAAAAGAGAUGUAUCAAAUAAUAGAAAUCUUUCACCAACAAAGAAUUUUUAAGAGUAAUCUGUUGAUGACCAAAAUGGAUUAAGACUAACUAGAAUGAAUAUGAAUAACAAAUCAAGAGGACAGCUUUAAGAUACAAUAGAAAGAUAAUCUCCUUAGAGGUAAUAAAGAGGGACAGAAAUAGCUAGAUAGUCAGCAAAAAUUGUUGAAAAUCAAGAAAAAUAAUAAGUAAAAUAGCCAUUAAAAAACAACUAGUAUUCAUAAUAGCAGCCAGCUUAAUCUUUAACUCCAAUGAAAGAUCCCAGAAGGCUUAGUAAUAAAGCAUCUUUGAUUGAGUAAACUGAGAUAUCAAGGAACAAAAAUAUGAAAAUAGUAUCUUCCUCAUAAAAUCAUGUGAAUGAGGCUACUAAGGAAAAGUAAAGAUUGAAGGAAAUGGAAUUAAAGGUAGCUGAACUUUCCAAAGAGAGAGAUGUCUUGCGAAGAUAAAUUGAGAAGGAGGAAAAAUAAAAGCUUAAGGAGCAUGAAUCAAAGAAUUAGACUCAAAAUGAAAGUAAUCAAAUGGAGGACAAGAACUUGUUCGAAAACAACUUUGAAUCAAUCCCAAAACAACCUAUAUUUGAUCAGAAAAAGUCUUAAUCUCAUCAUUAUUAAAGUGAAGAGAAAACUGGAUUAUAUCCUUAAGUAUUAGAAUCAAAUAGUUCUCUUUAGCUAAAAUAAUAGUACGAGUUUUAAUUAUAGCAGCUUUAACAGUAUCAAUAGCUUCAAAUGCUUUAAUAGUAGCUAUACUAGCAAUAAUAACUCUAAUAAUAAGCUCAACCACAGUAGUAGCUUCAUCAACAAUAGCCUUAAGUCUAAUAAUAACAAUUGUACACGAGUUAAAGAGAAAAGUUUAAGAGAAUUGAGAAUUUGAGUUAAGAAAAAGUAUUAAUUGACGAGAUAGACAAGUAGAUUCAGGACUUCCAAAACAUGAAAAAAGCACUUAUGAAUUAGUAGUAAAAUGAAGUCAAUAAUUUAUCAUAAAGUCAAAGUAAAACCAAGGAUUAGAGUGACAUUCAACUAAAUUUAAGAUCUGCAGUCGGUAGUGGCAUUAGUGCAGGUAUGGGAAUGGUGUCAUCAACAGUUGAUAGUUUCAGUAGCUAAUCUAAGAUGAAGGAAGUUAGUGGAAGAAUGAGGAACUUGCAGUUACAAGAAGAAGAAAUUAAAAGAUAAUUGGCUUAAUUCAAUAAUACCAAGAGGCAUAAUGAGUUGUGA
Molecule: messenger RNA, 4365 nt
Organism: Stylonychia lemnae
Lineage: Eukaryota; Ciliophora; Spirotrichea; Sporadotrichida; Oxytrichidae
Source: the annotation of a GenBank genome assembly